Anopheles moucheti is the source of this 1215-nucleotide messenger RNA. Its product is annotated as zinc finger protein 652-A-like. Gene Ontology annotation, biological process: regulation of transcription by RNA polymerase II. Gene Ontology annotation, cellular component: chromosome; nucleus. The transcript has 3 exons. NCBI's taxonomy places the organism in Eukaryota, Metazoa, Arthropoda, Insecta, Diptera, Culicidae. The record is from RefSeq and is a predicted model, not a curated record. The coding region runs from base 1 to 1056 and encodes 351 amino acids. Gene Ontology annotation, molecular function: zinc ion binding; chromatin insulator sequence binding.
AUGGCGAACGUUCUGCAAGAACUGCUAAAUGUUUGCCGAUUUUGUUUGUGCGACAGCAAACGGGAUCUGAAACCUAUUUUGGAUAUAUUGGAUUGUACAUUAACGACCGACGAGGUAGCACGAUAUACUGGUAUACAGGUAAACACCGACGAAGAUUGCUCACUGUCUGCGAUAUGUAUGGAGUGUAUAAGCAAACUGAGGAAAUCAAUAGAAUUUCGACAAACAUGCCUUAACAACCAAAAUUACAUCGAAGAAAUGCUUAUGAUGUUGGUUGCCAGUGCAGUAGGCACGUCCUGCGAAUCUGCUGAGAGCGCAGAAUACAUGGAAAGCGCGGAUGAGGAGAACGAUUUACUGGUGUACCAGAUUCAGGAGGAAGACAGUGACAUUGAAUUCAAUGCCAACUCAAACAGUACUCCGUCACCGGAUGUGUGUAAUAUGGAUAAUGAUAUGUACUGCGCCAACUACAUCGAGCCCGCUACAUCGUACCAUUCUGAUAGUGACGAUAUUUGGGCAAUGCCAACGGAAGAGCCCAAGAAAAAGCCGAGAAAAAAGUACACGUAUAAAAAAGAUGCGCCACCGAAACCCAUUGUUAAGGAACACAAAAGGAAGAGAAAAAUGUAUGAAUUUUCUGCACUUUCCGAAAGCCCGUUGUACUAUGUAAAGACGUACAAAGAUGGGAAACGGUUGUGUAUGAAGACGCUAUGCGACAUUUGCGGAAAACUAGUUACCACCUUUUCGAGCCACAUGGAAACUCAUUUCGCAGAGAUGACGCAUAGUUGCCCGCAUUGUCCGGUCAAGAUGAAAAAGAAAAACAAUAUGUCACAGCACAUCAAAACCGUUCAUUACAAAAUCGUUGGCAAAACGUGCAACAUAUGUGGCAAGGGCUUCGUGCACCACAAAACGUAUCGUUAUCAUAUGCUCUCUCACCAAUCUGAAGCUAACCUGCAUCAAUUUGAAUGCAAGCCAUGCGGCAAAAUAUUUAGCAAACCUUUCGGCCUGAGAGAUCAUCAAAACAGAGUACAUAAUAUUGCCAGGAACUUGAAGCAAACAGCUUAGCCAGAGUGACGAAAUAAAUCUGUUGUUGUUGGAAACUUUUAAAAGGUUUUGGACCUCCUCUUUCGCCUCUGAGAUAAAUCUGUUGUGUUCUGUGCAUCAUUGGCGAAACGUUUUGUGUCUAACAUCCUUUCGAGUACCAUCAAAUUGGUCAUUAAAACU